CUUCAGUGACACACCAUCAAAAAGGAAAGUUUGAUUUAUUACCCAUGCAGAUAAAUACACACAUGGGAGUCAUCAUUAUUAACUGUCAUAUUCAGCUUCCAUUUCUACCAUUCACAUUGGGGGGCUGAUUUUCUACAGGCAUCACCUACCGGUUUAGGUGGACACGCAGUACUGUACUUCCUUGAGGUCGCACCUGAUCUGAUCGGGUGUAUACACAGAAGGCAGAGGGCAAAAAGACUGAUUAGAGAGGCCGGAGGGACAGAGGGCGUGACCCUAAUCUUAAUCAUUCUUCACUUCCUUUUUCUUUCACAAGAUGAUUUGGCAAGGUCCACCACAUCAGCAGCAGGAGCUGAGACGCUUUCUCAGUGGCAUCAUCUUGCGUCCUGCACGUUUGUGGCUGCCGUGGACAUAUUAGCAACGGGUGUUUUCAGCUCCCAGUCGCCCAGCGUUGCCCCGGCGUUUGGAAAUCAUCUGGAAAGUAUUUUAGCCCCAAGUGCUCUGAUUCAGAAGUUAGCUGGUUGUUCUCUUGUGCUUUGGACAUUCGCGCCCUCGUCUAAUCCUGGCCCAGGUGCAAGACAAGGGCUAAGGAAGGGCUAGGUGCCCAGAAGUGGGUGAAUGAUAAAGGCACCCCAGUGAUGAAUUGAGAGAUUGAACCUACCAACCAAGCGCAAAGUAGAAACUGAAAGUACACCGCCGGCUGAUCCUACGGAAGUUAUGGAAAAGGCAAAGCGCUGAGCCGGGCGGUGGUGUGUGCCGCCCCCCUUGGGAUGGAUGAAACAGCAGGCGCGGCGCGGGUGAGAGGAACCAGCUGCGGAGUCCGCCCUGCCCGGAACCGACUCCAGGCAACUCCUCGUAAGAACAGGGUCCUGGGAGUGACUAUGGGCCGUGAGAGCUCGCUCCUGCUGCAGUUGCUGUCAUCAUGACUACGCCCGCCUCCCGCAGACCAUGUUCCAUGUUUCUUUCAGGUAUAUUUUUGGAAUUCCUCCCCUGAUCCUUGUUCUGUUGCCAGGAGCAUCAUCAGAUUGUGAUAUUGACGGUAAAAGUGACAAAGUCUUUGGAAAUAUUCUCAUGGUCAGCUUCAAUGCAUUGGACAGCAUGAGAGAUAUUUGUAGCAAUUGCCAGCAAAAUGCAUCUAACUUUUUUAAAAAAAAUUCAUGUGAUGAUAAUAAGGAAGUUAAGUUUCUAUAUCGGGCUGUUCGCAAGUUGAAGCAAUGCAAUAAAACGAAUAACAGUGAAGAAUUCAAUGACCAAGCAGAAAGAAUUUCAAAAACCACGUUAAUACUGUUGAACUGCACCAGCAAGGUUAAAGAAAGAAAACCACCUACACUGCAUAAAGUCCAACCUACAAAGACUUUGGAAGAGAAGAAACUUUUAAAGGAACAGAAAAAACAGGAUGACUCUCCAUGUUUUGUAAAAAGAUUACUAGAUGAGAUAAAAACUUGUUGGAAUAAAAUUUUGAGAGGUGCUAAAAAACACUGAAAAACAUACAGUGGCAAAUCUAGAAACAUGAACUAUAGUGGGAUUCUCCAAGAAUCUAUUCAUUUGUGCAGUUUUGGGGAGCAGAGUGUCUCCUAGAAGUUACUGAAUGUAUCCUCAAAAAAAGAUGGAUUAGAAUAGCUAAACGUCAUAACGUAGUAUUAGAUGGACACAGUGGAAACUGAACGCUGAAGCUAUUUGAUAUGUAUGUGGAUGAAUAUGUACUGGUAGUAAUUCUGUACUGAUUUUUGUAAGACGAUUCAUGUAAAGUAUAGUUGCACUACGUUUUAAGCCACUUUAAAUAUAUCAGAAGACAUUAAGUAUAUGAAUAUGUAAAGAUUACCAGGAUUCAAAAUUAACAUUGCUUUAUUAUCGAAACAAUUUUAUGGCUA
Messenger RNA from Tupaia belangeri chinensis (Chinese tree shrew), 1868 nucleotides. It is a transcript of the gene IL7, whose product is annotated as interleukin 7. The record is from RefSeq and is a predicted model, not a curated record. Bases 946 to 1479 code for a protein of 177 amino acids. Gene Ontology annotation, biological process: immune response. NCBI's taxonomy places the organism in Eukaryota, Metazoa, Chordata, Mammalia, Scandentia, Tupaiidae. Gene Ontology annotation, cellular component: extracellular region. Gene Ontology annotation, molecular function: interleukin-7 receptor binding; growth factor activity. The transcript has 6 exons.